Danio aesculapii is the source of this 1845-nucleotide messenger RNA. Its product is annotated as protein unc-13 homolog A. The coding region runs from base 1 to 1845 and encodes 614 amino acids. Gene Ontology annotation, cellular component: synaptic vesicle membrane; neuromuscular junction; presynaptic membrane. The transcript is spliced from 12 exons. Gene Ontology annotation, biological process: synaptic vesicle priming; synaptic vesicle maturation; synaptic transmission, glutamatergic. Gene Ontology annotation, molecular function: syntaxin-1 binding; diacylglycerol binding; calmodulin binding. The record is from RefSeq and is a predicted model, not a curated record. NCBI's taxonomy places the organism in Eukaryota, Metazoa, Chordata, Actinopteri, Cypriniformes, Danionidae.
AUGAGCUUGAAGAAGGCCAAGUAUGAUGGACCCCAGGAGAAAUUCAACACGUACGUGACUCUCAAGGUUCAGAAUGUGAAAAGCACCACCAUCGCUGUCCGGGGCAGUGAUCCAAGCUGGGAGCAGGACUUCAUGUUUGAGAUCAAUCGUCUUGAUCUGGGACUCACGGUGGAGGUGUGGAAUAAAGGACUGAUCUGGGACACAAUGGUGGGAUACGUCUGGAUCCCGCUGCAGAGUAUCCGGCAGUCGAAUGAGGAAGGACCAGGAGAAUGGCUGACUCUUGACUCUCAGGUCAUCAUGGCGGAUAAUGAAAUCUGUGGCACCAAAGAUCCAACAUUCCACCGUCUGCUUCUGGACACUCGAUUUGAACUGCCGCUCGAUAUCCCAGAAGAAGAGGCUCGAUACUGGGCCAAGAAACUGGAGCAGAUCAACGCCAUGCGGGACCAGGAUUAUUCAUAUCAGGAGGUUCAGGAGAGGCCUCUGUCUGUGCCUGGAUCACAGUGCUGUAACUGGUGGGGUGACCAGCAGAACAAUGAUCCAGACAGUGCGAUGGAUGACCGAGACAGUGAUUACCGCAGUGAGACCAGUAAUAGUAUCCCUCCACCGUUCUACUCCACAUCUCAACCCAAUGCCUCAGUCCACCAGUAUCCCAUAAACAACCAGCACCGAAACCCCAGAGCGCCAUACAGCCGAACUAUCAACAACUGUGAGCUAGACUACGACCAGCAGAGAACCGUCAGUCCGACCGGGAGCUAUGCGUCCUCAGCUGAACUCAGUCGCUGUAGUUCUCAACUGAGUGAAGAAUACGCAGAGCGUGAACUUUACGAUGAGAACGACUCGUACCACUCCUGCCACUCCUCAGUGUCCUACAGCAAGGGGUCGCCGGAUUGGGACGAGACGCAGGGUGCGUACAGCGACGAGUGCGCCUACAGUAAAGACGGCGGAGAGGAGGGCGCUUUAUAUGAAGAAGAUGAUGGUGAUCUGUACCCAGAAGAGGUGGACAUGUAUGAAGGAGAGGAGGAGUUUAAUUAUGAAGAGUUAGACGAGGACCAAGAACUUCCGUUUACGCCAACACCAACUAGUACCGCACCAAUAACGGAUGCUCAAACAUCCGCCAGACCUCCUUUAGAGAAACAAAACUCACUUCACCAACAGCAAACGCCGCCUCAGAAUGCAAGCCAACCGACCAAUCAGACACAAGCCCAACCGCCAAUCAAACCUGCAAUCCAGCAAAGCCCCGCCCCCCAGCAAGCACCCCCAAAACAGCAGCCACCACCACAACAACAAUCUUCCGGCCCGAUUCCUUCAGUUCAGUCCUUCUUCGCUAUGGCUAAACCAUUGACUGCAGUGUUUGGAUUGGGUGGAUCUACACCUACACCACCUCCUCCUGCACCAACAACUCAAUCCCAACCUCAACCAAUGACAGCACAAUCCCAAACUCCAGUCGCUCCACCUCCAGCUCCAUCCACACAACAGAUGCCUCCGAUUACCAACAAAUCUUUUGAGAUUCCUGUUGAAGAUCCGAUUAUCAAUUCUGCACCUGAACCGAAACUUCCAACCCCUGCCGAGGAGAAACCGCCCACUGUAGAGCCACCAAUGGAGGAGGAAAAUCCAAUUCAAGAAGACGAUUUCCCAAUGGAAGAGCCUUUGGUGGAGGAAAUUAAGAUGGAGAGUCCUCCUCUAUCGCCACCAUAUAAAGAGGAGGAACUGAUGCCUGAACCUGAAAGUGAGCCGGUGAUUGAGGAGCCGAAGGAGCCCGUGGAUCCAGCACUCAGAGCUAAAGAGAACUGGCUGAGAAUCUUUGAGAAAGUCCGACGGCAGCUGCAGGAGGCCGAUCAUCUUUAA